UGAGCAAGUCACGCGCCUCGACCACCCAAACACACGUAUUGAGGAAAUGGCCGUGCGCUAUCUGUCCGCCAGAAGAAGAUAUCCAAUCGAUUUGUGCAGGUUAACAGCAAGUGCCUCGAGCAGGUCUUUUCUAGGCCUCUUUAGCAGCACUGCAGCUGAGCAGCGUAGUGCUGGAGAUGAUUGCCAUGGUGAUGAUGGGGAUGAUGACCAGAGUCAUUCUGUGACACAUGUUAGGAUGUUGGAGAUGAGAGCUAGAAAACUCGAGCAACAGGUUCAUGAUCUCACCGAGCGAUACAAACGAGCCGUCGCGGACUCUGACAACGUCAGAAGAAGAACACAAAAAUUUGUUGAGGACGCCAAAUUGUUUGGGAUUCAGAGUUUCUGCCGUGACAUUGUGGAGCUAGCAGACUUGUUGGAGAAGAGUUCAACAGUAGAAGAGAAAGAUGGACAACAGCAAUUGACACAAUAUCUGGCACACAUACAGGGACGGCUGCAUGAUGUGUUCACCAAGCAUGGACUGGAGAAGAUGAGGCCCAUAGGAGGCCAGUAUGACCCUUAUCAGCAUGAGAUAGUCUGUCAUACUCCCGCGGAGGGAGUUGAGCCCGGCACUGUAGCCGUAGUUAAACAGGACGGUUACAUGCUGCAUGGACGUACCAUUCGCCAUGCCCUUGUGGGUAUUGCUGUGAAGAGGCAGGAGCACUGACCUUGGUUUAGUCCUCUUCUGCUUAACAAGUCUUUUAUAGUGUUAGUAUGUAUAUCAUUGUUCUUACAUCUGUAGACAAUGACAGGAUUUGGAUUUACUUUUUGAAGUAAUGGUUAUUUAUAUGUAUUUAUAAACUUUGUUUUUGAGUUUUCUUAUUUUUCUAACUCUUUUCAGAUAAAUUAGGCCCUGUUAUUGUUUUGUAAAAUCCCUAUUCACAGAUAUCUUUGUGCAUUUAAAGUUUGGAGGGAUUCAUUAUUGUCUUGAUAUGUAAAAAAAACAAGUUUUAUAGUUUACCAAGAAUUUGAAUGUUGUGAGAAAUGUGAAAAUGCACUUUACACCCUUGUCAUGGUGGCUUCUAUAGGUGACGAGCAAUUUGUUUGAAGGGAAAAAAUGACUUUAUAAAAGUUUAUUAUUGGCUUUUCUGCAAUGCAUCAAUAAAUGUCAUAGGCCACCAGUCCCCAAUAACAAAAGAAAAAAUUAUAUUUUUGAAAGAAGGGGAGAGUACACAUGUGAUGUAAGUGUAACCAAAGUGAAAUUAAACUGGAUAUUUGGGAGAUUAAAACCAUGAAAAAUAUUUAUAUGUAUUUAUGUUGUUAAAAAAAAGUUUACCCAUUGUUUUAUUGUUUUUGAGAAAAGUGAUUUACAUUAUAUUGUUUAACACUAACGUUUUCACAAAUGUAUGCUUGCUUGUAAAUGUUGAAAAUGAUUAGUUUUGCAUUUCAGACGAGAUGUUUUGAGAGAAUAAAAUCUCAUUUGUUCA
Paramisgurnus dabryanus is the source of this 1463-nucleotide messenger RNA. RefSeq names its product GrpE-like 2, mitochondrial (gene grpel2). Gene Ontology annotation, biological process: protein import into mitochondrial matrix; protein folding. Gene Ontology annotation, cellular component: PAM complex, Tim23 associated import motor. The record is from RefSeq and is a predicted model, not a curated record. Gene Ontology annotation, molecular function: protein homodimerization activity; protein-folding chaperone binding; adenyl-nucleotide exchange factor activity. NCBI's taxonomy places the organism in Eukaryota, Metazoa, Chordata, Actinopteri, Cypriniformes, Cobitidae.